AUGGACGAUGAUCUAUACGAGAUAUUAGGUGUUUCAAGACUUGCCACCAAGGAAGAAAUAAAGAAGAAAUACAAGCAAUUAGCUAUCGAAUUCCAUCCGGACAAAAAUCCCGAUAAUGUUGAAUGGACGACAAAGAAAUUUGCUGAAAUCACAAAUGCGUACAAAAUAUUGAUUGACGACAAUGAAAGAAGACAAUAUGAUAUGACCGGAUCGCUUCCUGGACGCAGGAGAGCAAGAAAUCCAUAUUCACCUAACUCCAGAACCCAGUUAGAUGAUUUAUAUGAUAAGUUUUAUGGACCCUCUGGCGUGGCAUCCAAUAAUGCUAAUGAAAUUCCAUCAAGAGUUAAUUAUCCACCGCCAAGAAUGCAAUCCUGCCCAGUACAUGCACGCUUUGCAUCCAAUCCGCAACCACAAUAUGAAAGAUCAACAUUUGGUGUUAGUUCUGCUGCUUCAAGUGAAGUAUAUGAUGAAGAAGAGGAAUCAUUAUCUUCUUUAAUGGGUCCAAUUAUCGUCAAAGUUUAUUGCACUCUCGAAGAACUCCAAAAAGGAACCAAGAAAGUCUUCAAAGUAGCUCGUUGUCGCGAAGGAUCUUUGGAGACAAAGAACUGCACAGUUUCUCUUUACCCUGGCAUUGAAUCCGGUGCUGAAAUUGUAGCAUCAGGCCAAGGAAAUAAACUGGUUAAUAAGCCUGCAGAAGAUAUUAUUUUCAAAGCCAUCGAAGUUCCUCAUCCAAAGUUCAAAAGAAUUGAAAAUGAUAUUCAGGAGACUGUGCACAUUACAUUAAAACAAGCACUUCUAGGUUUUACACUCAAUACCCUUGAUAUUGAUGGUCAGACCGUAACGAAAGAAAUUAAUGGACCAAUAGAGUCCGGAUACAAAGAGAUUAUACCAGAACAUGGAAUGGUCAUUGCCAAAUCUGAACUUCGUGGCAAUUUUAUUGUCAAGUUCAAAGUUGACUUCCCUAACAGGUUGACACCAGAACAAAGACAGGCCAUUUCAUCAUUAUUCUAG
Molecule: messenger RNA, 1011 nt
Organism: Trichomonas vaginalis G3
Lineage: Eukaryota; Parabasalia; Trichomonadida; Trichomonadidae
Product: protein folding
Exons: 1
Coding region: 1-1011 (336 amino acids)
Cellular component (GO): cytosol
Molecular function (GO): protein-folding chaperone binding
Source: RefSeq, a predicted model, not a curated record